Hipposideros armiger (great roundleaf bat) is the source of this 4086-nucleotide messenger RNA. RefSeq names its product regulatory factor X2 (gene RFX2). The transcript has 18 exons. Gene Ontology annotation, molecular function: DNA-binding transcription factor activity, RNA polymerase II-specific; RNA polymerase II cis-regulatory region sequence-specific DNA binding. Gene Ontology annotation, biological process: regulation of transcription by RNA polymerase II. Gene Ontology annotation, cellular component: nucleus. The coding region runs from base 229 to 2409 and encodes 726 amino acids. The record is from RefSeq and is a predicted model, not a curated record. Lineage: Eukaryota; Metazoa; Chordata; Mammalia; Chiroptera; Hipposideridae.
CUGUUACUUACCAACGGGGACCAACACGCAGCAGCCGCCGCCGCCUCGGGAGCCGCUGCCCGAACUCCCGGCCCGAACUCCAGUCUGGCCGGGUCCCUGCCUCUGAACCUUGAAGACUGUAGGGAAUUUCCGCUCACCUCUCCUGCCCGUGUCUGAAGCUGCCUCUUUGAGCUUGGUGGCUGCAGCCCUGCCCGCUCGCCUUCUCUCCGCCUCUCUUCAGAACUGAGCAUGCAGAGUUCAGAGGGUGGACCAGACUCGCCGGCUUCUGUGGCUCUGUGUUCGUCGGCAGCUGCACAGGCGCCCGUGGCCCAGCCAGUGCCAGCCUCCCCGCAGAGGGUGCUGGUCCAGGCAGCGGGCUCGGCUCCUAAAGGGGCCCAGAUGCAGCCAGUCUCACUCCCCAGAGUCCAGCAGGUGCCGCAGCAGGUCCAGUCCGUGCAGCACGUGUACCCUCAAGUGCAGUACGUGGAGGGUGGAGACACUGUCUACACGAAUGGAGCCUUGCGGGCGGCCUAUGCCUACAACCCUGAGCCUCCGAUGUAUGCCCCGAGCAGCGCAGCAUCUUACUUCGAGGCCCCAGGCGGUGCCCAGGUGACCGUGGCAGGCUCCUCCCCGCCCGUGGUCCCUUCCCACAGCAUGGUGGGCAUCACCAUGGAUGUUGGGGGGAGCUCCAUCGUCUCCAGUGCAGGAGCCUAUCUCAUCCACGGGGGGAUGGACAGCACCAGACACACCCUGGCCCACACUUCCCGGUCGUCGCCAGCUACGCUUGAAAUGGCGAUUGAAAACCUCCAAAAAAGCGAAGGGAUCACAUCACACAAAAGCGGUUUACUCAACAGUCAUCUCCAGUGGCUGUUAGAUAAUUACGAAACUGCCGAAGGCGUCAGUCUCCCCCGAAGUUCUCUUUACAACCAUUAUCUUCGACACUGCCAGGAACACAAGCUGGACCCUGUGAAUGCUGCCUCCUUUGGGAAACUGAUCCGCUCGGUGUUUAUGGGCCUGAGGACACGGAGGCUGGGCACCAGGGGCAACUCCAAGUAUCAUUACUAUGGGAUUCGUCUGAAGCCAGACUCACCCCUGAACCGGCUGCAGGAGGACACCCAGUACAUGGCCAUGCGGCAACAGCCUGUGCACCAGAAGCCCAGGUACCGGCCAGCCCAGAAGACAGACAGCCCUGGGGACAGUGGCUCGCACAGCAGCCUGCACAGCACACCAGAGCAGGCCAUGGCCGCCCAGAGCCAGCAGCACCAGCAGUACAUAGAUGUCUCCCACGUGUUCCCGGAGUUCCCAGCACCUGACCUGGGCAGCGUCUUGCUGCAGGAGAGUGUCACGCUACAUGACGUCAAGGCCCUGCAGCUGGUCUACCGGCGGCACUGCGAGGCAACUUUAGAUGUCGUGAUGAACCUCCAGUUCCACUACAUUGAGAAGCUGUGGCUUUCCUUCUGGAAUUCUAAAGCCUUCUCCAGCGAUGGCCCUGCCUCUCUACCAGCCAGCGACGAGAACCCCGAAGCCACCAUCCUCCCAAAGGACAAGCUGGUGUCUCUGUGUAAAUGCGACCCCAUCCUCAAGUGGAUGAGGAGCUGCGACCACAUCCUCUACCAGGCCCUGGUGGAGGUCCUCAUCCCAGAUGUGCUGCGGCCAGUGCCCAGCACCCUGACACAGGCCAUCCGCAACUUUGCCAAGAGCUUGGAAGGCUGGCUGACGAACGCCAUGAGCGACUUCCCACAGCAGGUCAUCCAGACCAAGGUGGGCGUGGUCAGCGCCUUCGCCCAGACCCUGCGGAGGUACACGUCCCUCAACCACCUGGCACAGGCGGCCCGGGCAGUGCUUCAGAAUGCUUCCCAGAUCAACCAAAUGCUCAGCGACCUCAACCGUGUGGACUUCGCCAACGUGCAGGAGCAGGCCUCGUGGGUGUGCCAGUGCGAGGAGAGCGUCGUGCAGCAGCUAGAACAGGACUUCAAGCUGACCCUGCAGCAGCAGAGCUCCCUGGACCAGUGGGCCCGCUGGCUCGACAACGUGGUCACCCAGGUCCUGAAGCAGCACGCGGGCAGCCCCAGCUUCCCCAAGGCCGCCCGGCAGUUCCUGCUGAAGUGGUCUUUUUAUAGCUCCAUGGUGAUCCGAGACCUCACCCUGCGCAGCGCCGCCAGCUUCGGUUCCUUCCACCUGAUCCGCCUGCUGUAUGAUGAGUACAUGUUCUACCUGGUGGAGCACCGCGUCGCCGAGGCAACUGGAGAGACGCCCAUUGCUGUGAUGGGAGAGUUCAACGACCUCGCCUCCCUGUCACUGACACUGCUGGACAAAGAUGACAUCAGCGAAGACCGGGGCAGUGAGGUGGAUGUGGACGCCCGCAGCCUGGGUGAGCCCCUGGUGAAGCGUGAGCGCAGUGACCCAAACCACUCCCUGCAGGGCAUCUAGGGAGUGGGCCCUUCCCCAGGCCCCGCCCAUCCUCCUGAGGCUCCACCGCAGUCAUGCCUCAUGAAGUGACCUUGCCUCUGACUCCCGGAGUCGCACCACAUGAAGUGACCUUGCCUCUGACUCCCGGAGUCCUGGGCCCAGUACGCCCUGAAAGGUCACGCUGUUCCUCCCGAAGAAAAACAGUUGCUCACCGCGCCGCAGGCCACUGCCUGGUUCCGAGUGCCGGGAUGUCUUUUUCUCCUGACUGUCCUCGUUCUCCCGUCUGCUGCAUUGUGACCUUCCUUCGUGUUCACACAUCUCACCGACAGCUGGAAGGGCCGUGCAGGGUGGGUGGGCACUUGGUCACUGGGCUUCUCCAUUCAGCUCGGUCCAGUUUUCACCGUGAUGUUUAAAACUCAGGCAGAUGCAGAAAAGGGUGUCCGCAGCUGUUGGGCAGUCCCACCUGGCCUCGUCCAUGGAGCCCUGAUGCCCCUGUUGUGGGAAGGGACACUCUGCGAUGCACCCCGUGGCCUCUGGGAGACUGGCCAUCCUGUUCUGCCCUAUGCUGAGGCAGGGAGGUCGUCUCACAGGGGCCCCAGCUCUAGAUGCCAAAGGUCCCCAGAUGGUGGGCAGCACACACCCACUGUGGCUCAUAAAACAAGUCACGGAAACUGGCCCACUCAUGUCUUUUAAGAGUCAACACCAGAAGUGUUAUCAGCAACGGGAAGGACUGUGGUCCUGUCCAAGGUCACAGCCAACAUGAAGCCAAACAGCUGGGUCUGGAACGUGUCUGUUCCAAGGGGGCCGGGGAGGGGCGGGGGAGGAUUAGCGUUUCAGCAGCGCCUUCAGAGGGCAGCCAUCCACUAAGUCUGCACAAGCAGCCAUGCCUGCAGCCAGCUCCACAGAAUCUUCCAAAACGCCUGCCUUGCAAUUGGCGAUCCUGAGGCAGUGUAACCCCAGGCAGGUCCCAUCUUGAACUGCUAAAAGUCAAGACUCUUCUCUGGAGACAAACAGAUCCCAAGGACUGGCACAACCCUGAACUUUAAACUCCAGAUCUGUGUCCAUCGUAACACAUUGCACUUGGUUAGUUUAGCUCUGUGCAGGAGUUCUGCCCCCAAAGCAACUGCAAAGAAGAAAGACAAACCUCUGGUCUAGGAAGCGCCAUCUUAUGAAAUGCAGUAGUUUCUCUUUUUGGAAAUAUGUUUAUACCAAUAGUUUCGUGCUCUGAUUGUUAUUAGAACGUUUCUUAUGAAUGUGUAUAUCACAGUAUAUUCAGUCCCCAAUAUUUUUUCUCAUUCACACAGAAGGUACUGAUGUAAACUCACGUGGCCUUUAAAAGCCUUACUUCCCGUCAAGCAGGAGCGCUGUGCAUGUCUCGACCCUCGUCAGGUGUGCAGGGGCGGGUUGGAGGGAGGACCAGAAGGCGAUGCACUGAUUCUAGAAACCAAAAGUCUGUGAUGAUCACAGUGUCUGUCUGGCCUUAGAGCUCAAGACUUAGAUGAAAUCAGACAGAAAGAAUGUCUUUAAAUACCAUCUCCUCCGCUGGGAGGCAUUGAAGUUCAUGGAUUGUAAUGGCCUGCCUUUGCUUCCACAUAUGGUAACCAGUACCAGCUGGGUUCUGCCUUACGCUCUGUCUGGUCCUUUGCUGGAUUCCAUGAGGAGGAACUACAAAUGACAGUAAAGACAUGAGCCUUCCAA